Aphis gossypii (cotton aphid) is the source of this 963-nucleotide messenger RNA. Its product is annotated as glutathione S-transferase 1-1. Gene Ontology annotation, molecular function: glutathione transferase activity. The record is from RefSeq and is a predicted model, not a curated record. The coding region runs from base 170 to 820 and encodes 216 amino acids. The transcript is spliced from 6 exons. Lineage: Eukaryota; Metazoa; Arthropoda; Insecta; Hemiptera; Aphididae. Gene Ontology annotation, biological process: glutathione metabolic process.
GUAAUGAUUACUUGGCAUCGGUGGAGGGGAUUCGGCGAGGUGGGAGAAGUGCCCGAUAAAUAUAACCGACAAGCCGGCACCGGCUCUAAACAGUCAGUCGUCAUACACGCCAGUCGCUAACUAUUUCAAAUUCUUUUCUAUCGUCAAAACUCGAACCGACCGAUUCAGAAUGCCGAUCGACUUCUACUACACUCCCGGCAGCCCGCCAUGCAGAUCCGUUUUGCUGACUGCCAAAGCUUUGGGCUUGGAAUUGAACUUGAAAACUUUAGAUCUCCACCACGGUGAACACAUGAAACCAGAAUUCCUUAAAAUAAAUCCUCAACACUGUGUACCAACAUUAGUAGACGGUGACUUAGCUUUGUGGGAGAGCCGUGCAAUCAUCGUGUACUUGGUUCAAGCUUACGGUAAAAACGAUUCACUGUUCCCCAAAGACCCGAAGAAGCAAGCGCUGGUCAAUCAAAGACUGCAAUUUGAUGUCAGUACCCUGUAUCCGGCGUUCGCCGAUCAAUACUACCCGUGGAUUUUUGCUGGAGUGCCGAAAAGUGAUGACAAGGAAAAGAAAAUCCACGAUGCGCUUGCAUUUUUGGAAAUAUUUCUGGGAUCUUCCGCUUGGGCUGCCGGUGAUUCAGUGACUGUGGCCGAUAUCGCUUUGGUUGCUUCCAUUUCGACUUUUGAGGCUGUCGAUAUUGACUUGAAGAAGUACGCAAACAUCUCUAAAUGGUUUGAAAAGUGCAAGAGUACAUUGGCGGGAUACCAAGAAUUCAAUCAAAAAGGAAUCGAUGGAUUCAAAAUCAUGGUGGCUAACCUCACCAAGAAAUAGGCGUUUAUAUUUAUUUACGUUUAUUCCGAUCAGAUUUUGCGUUUCGUGUUUUGAUUACACCAUUUUUGUUUUACUCUAUUCAAUGGUACAAUAAUUAUUGCUUUUUACAAAUUUUAAAUUAUAAAUACACACUUUUUUAUUUA